GGAUAUUUAAUGGCUUGAGGGAAUUGAUGAGUUCGAUGAGCUGGGUCGAGAGGGCCUUAUAAAUGUAUGGAUGGAGGAUACACCGCAACGAGCCACCUCAUGGCAAGGGUCCAUCAUGGCGAUAUCUGCCUGCUUGGGCCGCGUUUGAUCCUUCUUACUUGCCUGGUACCCCUGUGCUUCCCUGUAAUAUCAGCCGAUAGGAAGAGGGAAAGGCAAGUAACAGAUGGAAAGCCAAAAGUUGUCUAUUUCGGGCACGCCUGCUGCCAAGGGUCUGGCGUGCAUGCGAGGGGGGCUGCAGAUGAUCUGUUCGCCUCCUCGAACCUUCAGUCCUGUACUCCCGAUCUCCUUCUCCAGGGAGGCUCCAGGAGUUUUGAUAUGCAUGAGACGCGUCUAGUGGGCAGAUCUUGACGGCAACUGCAUGGUAAAACUCAAUAACCGUCCACCAAGACCAAAGGAGGAUCCGCGCCCGGCAAAGAUAGGGCACCUCGUGUUGCAGGGCGUGCUAUCCCCUUCGAGGGAGAACGAGGAUACCCCUCCUUUCCGCCUUUCGGGUUUAUGACGUUUUGUUCACCAGCAGGGAAC
Molecule: messenger RNA, 582 nt
Organism: Aspergillus costaricaensis CBS 115574
Lineage: Eukaryota; Fungi; Ascomycota; Eurotiomycetes; Eurotiales; Aspergillaceae
Exons: 1
Coding region: 67-408 (113 amino acids)
Source: RefSeq, a predicted model, not a curated record